UUUUUUUCAUUGCAGAAUUAAGCUCUAAUCUGCCGCUAUGUUCGAGGCCCUUGCAACCGAGCUGCCGCAGGCUUGCGCCGCGGCCUAGGCGCCCCCAGGCCCUUGCAACCGAAAGGUUAGGUUAGGUCAGGUUAGGUUAGGUUAGGUUUUAUUCUCUUCUCGAAGGACCAAAAUAUCAGCUGACCCAAAAACGGAAGAUGUGUAACGGCCAUACAUGUGUGGCCACUAAAUUAUCUGCUCCUCUCAUUAAGAACCCACCUCCGGCGCCGGGCCUCUCCAUUCAUCUAUCAUGAAUCGUCCAUCUUGGCGUCAAUUCCCAUUGGAGGUGGUGCUGGACCGUCGUCAAACCGUGUUUGAGGCGUUCGGCUCGAAAUUGUCGGCCUUGAGUCAUUUCUGGGCCUUGCUGUUCUUGGGCCUGGAGUUGUAUUUCCGGGCCGGGCUGGACUACUCGUUGCCUCCAUCCCCGCCGCCAGAGCCCUCCGGCCGACCGUUGAAUGGAGGAUUGUCCACCUGGAUUUGGCGCUUGCUUCUGACCAUUUGGACUGUUUUGGCCCUGAAUUUCUUGCACCUAUGCCUCAAGUAUGUUUGGGCCUUAUGGGGUCAGUCCGAUAUUGUCUUGAGUCAAGCUCAACUCGAUCUGAUGCACGUCAACGCCAAGGAUCCGGGGUUCGGACUCUCACCCCAAGCGCGCAAACCCCAACAUCCCAACCCGUUCACGCCCCUCAAUGGUAGCUUGAUUAGCGCCCCGCCCGCCUCGCCUCCCAACAACUAUGUGGACCCGCGGAUGGCCCACUCGCCCCCCCUGGGCUCGCCCAUUCUUUCGCCCAAUCAAUCAUUGCAUUCCUCGUCCUGGAUUUUUCAACGAAGUCCCGCCAGUCCCAAAUUCAACUCGAGUUUGGGUCUCAUUCAAGAUGAGAACGAUUUGAACAUGUACUUGAAGGAAUAUCAAACUUGGGAGAAAAACAACGGCAGUUUCACCACGGCCCAACACGAUCACAGUGCCAAUGAUAGUAGUUUAGGAUUCAGGACUGGUGGGUUAAAUGGUACGUCGCAAACCGCACAGAACGCCUCAUUUAACGGCUACUCGCCCCUCUUGAAGAGUCUGAGCUAUCAGAUGUCCACGCCCAUGCCCGAAUCCGAAGCCAAGCGGGGUGAAUCCAAGAGCUCCGGGACCAAAUCGUCGAGAAAGAAGGAUAAUCUGUCGGAUCUGGUUGGACUGGAUCCGUUGGAAUUGGUAGUGUGGAUGGAGAACCUCCGUAUGUGGAUCUCGCAGACCGUUCUGCGUCGUUUGAUGCGACAAAUCACUACGGCCAACAAAGAGCUCAAGAGCAUUGGCAUGACGGAUGUGUUGAUCGGCGAAACCGGGAUCGAGAAGCUGCGCAAAUGCUCACAGAUGCACCAGAUCGUCCAAAGUGUCCCAUCCCUACAGUACUUGAUCCCAUACUUGGAUCUGAGUCCACAUCAGGACUAUUUAGUUCAGAGGAUCAAAGACCUCUCUGAAGGCGGGGCCUUGAGUGAAUUCGAUUGGGAUGAAGGGGGUCGAUUUCAGGGCAAGAACUGGUCGGACAAAUUGCCCACAGACAGUGAAUUGAUCAUGCAUUGUCUCGUGUGUUAUUUGGACGCCCGGUUGCCUCCGGUGAAAAGUGUGAUCGAUGGGAAAGUGUUCAGUUCGUUGUAUUUCUUCAAAAUGCCGGAUAAGCUCGAAUCGCUGAAAAUCCGCGUUCCUUGUGCCAUUAUUCAAACGCAGAGCAAGCCACCGCAUUACAUUAUCCAAACCGAAUCAGAAAAGAUCGAUCUCAAUCCUGAGCGGAACAACUUGUUUCACACGCUUCUCUAUUUCUUGCAUUACUUCAAAACCAAAGAACACGGUAUGUUACAUCGCGUCAAUUUGGGCCGAUCCGGUAUCAACGUGUUAUGGGUCGUCGAGGAUGUGUAAAGGGAACCCCAAUAUCCUAAUAUCCUGACUUCCUCGUCUUUGCUCAAUAUCGCUGUUCAAAAUACCCUGCCACUCAACCCGGGUAACAUUAAACUACAUUCGAUGAUGAAAAA
Tigriopus californicus is the source of this 2049-nucleotide messenger RNA. Its product is annotated as transmembrane protein 209-like. The transcript has 2 exons. Bases 290 to 1936 code for a protein of 548 amino acids. Lineage: Eukaryota; Metazoa; Arthropoda; Copepoda; Harpacticoida; Harpacticidae. Gene Ontology annotation, cellular component: membrane. The record is from RefSeq and is a predicted model, not a curated record.